GAAGAAGCUUCUUCUUCCGGGAAAAUGGCGUCCCCCGCUCGCGCCCCUGAGUCGUCGCCGCCUGCGGACUCGGCGCUAGCGGCGGGGUCCGCCGAGGGAGCCGAGUGCCCGCCGCCUCGCCAGCCGCAGCCCCCGCACAAUGUCCUCGCUGCCCCGCGGCUUCGAGCCCCCAGCUCCCGAGCACUGGGGGCAGCGGAGUUUGGCGGAGCUGCGGGAGAUGUUGAAGCGCCAGGAGAGACUUUUGCGCAACGAAAAAUUCAUUUGCAAGUUGCCCGACAAAGGUAAAAAGAUCUCAGACUCUGUUGGCAAGCUGAAAGCGGCCAUUGCCGAACGUGAAGAGCUUAGAGGAAGAAGCGGACGCUUUCCUCCUGUUAGGUUAGACUGUGACGUAAGGCAAACAGUGACUGCAGGAGUCGACGUGGACACAGCUAAGGCUCAGAAUUCAGACCAGAUACUUGAUACUUCACCACUAGUUCCUGGCUGUCGCUCUGUACAUAACAGCAAGUCAUCUGAAACAGCAUCACCAGAACAGGGAACUGGGCAUCUUUUUCACAGCGGCGGUGAGGAGACCGCAGAGGCAGGGGGCACAGUGAGCAGGCACACAGCCCCCAGCGGCAGAGCCAGUGCCGAAGACGGUGAGCCUCCCCCUCGGCAUCGUGUGUCCAGCGGCUCUGACCAGGUGAUUGUCGAUAGGUUACAAAGGAUGACAAUUGCAGACCAAGGGGAGCACCGCUCGGAGGACAGCGCGAGUACUGAUGACUUGAGGGGGCUUCGUAGCCGGACGCGGAAGAAGCCACAUUACAUGGAAGUGCUGGAAGUGCGAGCCCAAAACCCAGUGCCCCCACCACAUAAAUUUAAAACAAAUGUGUUACCUUCCCAGGUGUGGAGUGGCUCAGCCAGCCAGUGCCGGGGAGGAGAACCCCUGGUUUCCUCAGAAGAGAAGCGGCGCAGGGAUAAGAAGCAUCUCGAUGACAUCACAGCAGCCCGGCUUCUCCCGCUUCACCAUAUGCCUACACAGCUGCUCUCCAUGGAGGAGUCUUUAGCGCUUCAGAAACAGCAGAAACUGAAUUACGAGGAGAUGCAAGCCAAGCUUGCAGCACAAAAAUUAGCCGAAAGACUGAAUAUUAAAAUGCAGAACUGUAAUCCAGAGGGAGAGGCUUUGAAGAAGUACCGAGAAGCGAGGGAUGAGGACGGUCAGUCCUCUGAUGACGGAUUGUGAAGACGGGCCCUGGGGUCAUCUCUUGGGUCAUUCACUGCUGCCGUGUCGUCAUUUCACAUCGGACCCCUGCCAGGUGUCCAGGUCAGCGUCGGACGUUGCUGAGGGAGAGAAUUUUGUAAAGGUACACUAAGGUAGCUAUGAAAAAAGCCCAGUUCAUCUUCAGAAGGUGACUUCUGCGCGCUUGAAAAGUGUAAUAUUUGAAUAUUAAAGGUUUGCGGUAUGUUGUGUAUUGGUCUGAUAUUUUAGUAUAUAAGAGCACAUUUUCUUUCUUUAAACCAAAUGAAAGCAGAUAACUUUGCUGUUUUCCUUAUUCUCACCUCUAUCAAAUAACAUUAUUAUGUGUCUUUCAGUGAGAUACUUCACUGUCCCUGGCGUCACCUAAAAUGAAUUAGGAAGACAUAGUGCCCUCCUGUUUUGAGUAAAGGAGGGAGCCGUCUAGACAAUUCUCUGCCUGUUUGCAUGGGCUGCUGAGUGAAGUUGCCAGGAAGAAGCUCAUAAGAAAUACUUAACAAGGGUUUGCUUCCCUCUGUCUUCCCUUAGGAAGAAAGAGUGCUCCUGGUGGGGCCUUGGUGGCGCAGUGGUUAAGAGCUCGGCUGCUAACCAAAAGGUCGGCAGCGUGAAUCCACCAGUGGCUCCUUGGAAACCCCGUGGGGCAGUUCUGCUCUGUCCUCUAGGGCCACUAUGAGUUGGAAUCAACUCGAUGGACCCGGGUUUUUUAAUAGAUGCAGGAGGUUGGAGGGUUUCUCUGGGUGCUCAGAUAUGCCUGGAGCUACGUGAGGUCUAGCAGAAGUCUAGAAUCUAGGUGAAGGAAUGGCUGUGUUCGCUCUUUUCUUGAGGUGACUUCAUUGCUCUGACAGGUGAUGGGUUCAUUUGUGGGACGUUAAAGAUUGGUGAGGAAAUUGAUUUUUUUUUUUUAAAUCUAGAGUUGUUGUCUUGUCAAUACAUCACCUUUUUUCCCCCCAAAAGAGGGAAAUACAGACUGCAGAAACCUCAGUCUCAUGUCUAUACAUGUUCAUGUCAUCUUGAAGAAUUAGAUGGUUGGCUCCAGAGAAAUUAACAUUUAUGUUAUCAAAGAUAUCUUUGUCUAAUAUGUUGAAGUCUUUAAACAGUGUUGAAAGAAAGAAUAAAAAGUUAGAAACUUCAGAACGCUGAUGUGCUGUUUUACUGGUUCUUAAAUCUCUUCUGACUUUAGAAAAGACUGGUCAUACAUGACGGGAGCCCUAGUGGCGCAGUGGUUAAAGCGCCCACUGGAGGGUGGGCGGUUGGAAGCCACCAGCCACUCCACGGGGGAAAGACGCCGGCAGUCUGCUUCUGUAAAGAUUAGCAGCCUUGGACACCCUACGGGGCAGCUCUGCUCUGUCCUGUAGGGUCGCCAUGAAUUGGACUUGACUUGAUAGCAGUGGAGGGUUCGUGUGUGAAAUUUCGGUGGAAGUACAUUUAGGUCAGAUACACACAUGACAAGAAGGGCUCAACUCUGCGUCACCCACUUUCCAGCAAAAAAGCCAGCACGGAGUAUGCGGAGCUGAGGCUCGUUAUGUUUAGUCUGUAAAAUUUAGAGAUGAUUUCACAACGUAAAACUGUUUGAUCUUAUGUUCUUUAUAGAAUAAAAUAAUACAUGUUAGUUAUGGAAAGAUGGAUCGUUUGGAAGGGCUCACAUGCAUGUACACAGUCAACCUCUAAUCUACCACCAGAAAGAACCCCUGCUAACAUUUUGGUGUAUGUAUUUUUACUUAUUUUUCUGUGCAUAGCUAUAUGUUUAUAUUUUCAAAAUUCACAGUCUGUUCUAUAUAGAGGCAGUCCCUGGGUUAGGAUGAGAUCCGUUCCUACGUCUGUCUUUCAGUCGACUUUGUAGGUAAGUCAGAAGAGGUACAUACGGUUCUUAUUUAGCGUCACCCAAAUGUUUGUCUUAGUACAUAAAAUAUGUUUUACCUCUCUGUGCAUUGAAAACACAAGAAACACUUCCAAACAAUCCAGUGUUUUCAUGAGUGUCACAAGUAGUGUGCGCGUUUGUCUAUAACUCAGAUUUUUUAAUAUAAUAGGCUUUACGGCGGCCUGUUCUUAAGUACCAGUUGUCCGUAAGUUGGACGUUCAUAACCUGGGGACUGCCUGUGUUGUAAACAUUUCCCACAUUGUUAAAAACUUGGCAUUUUAGAUGGCUGCAGGAUACUCCAUGUCGUGGGUGGACCAUAAUUUUAAAACUCAAUUUCCUAUUGUUUAGCAAUUUGAUUAUUUAUAGUGUAGCCUGUAAAUAAUGAUGUGAUCAGUAUCUUAAAAGAUAAUCACAUUUGUACAAAAACGACGUCUUUCCAGAAGAUCCAUUGCUAGAAGUGAAGUUGCCGGGUGGAAGGGUAUGUAAGUUUGUGAGAAUCUUGCUCACACACAGUAUUCACCACAGAGGUGUCACUUUGCUUUCCCACUAGCGAUAUGUCACACUUCCAGAAUUGAAAAUGAUUAUUAAAAAACUGGGAACUUAAUAAUUACAAAAUAGGUUUACAUUUAAAAUUUGUAUCUCUUUACUAGUUGAGUUUUUUUUCAAGUUGAUUGGCCACAUAUUCAUUCAUUUAUAUUCACUGCUUAUUCAUAUCCUUCAUAUUGGAGAGUUUACCUUUUUUAUUGAUUUAUAAGUUUUUUAUGAAUUAAGAAUGCCCAUCGUUUGUCAUACGCUGUAAUUGUUUUAUUUAUUUGCCUUUUAAUCCACUUUAUGGUAUUUCAGUGUAGACAUCCUUCUCUUUGAGGAGUUCACCUCUGCACCUGGCCUUGAACAUGCCUUUCCCACCCCAAGAGUGGAUAGUUACCCUUAUUUUCUUCUAGUACUUUUAUUUCACUUUUUAUACUUACCUUUAACUCAAAGGAACUUUUAAUCCGUCUUGAACUUACUUGAUAUCGUAUGAGGUCAGCAUUUAAUUUUUUGGUUUUCACAAAUAGUUGACCGGUUCGUUCAGUAUUAUAUUAAAUAAACCAUUAUUUUCCCACUAAUUUGUAAUACUGUAUUAAGUUCCUGUGUUUCUUGGGCCUCAUUCUGGGCCUAUACUUUAAUAAUUAUGGCUUUAAUUGUUAAUAUUUGGUAGUAGAAGUCCUCCCUUGUUUUGUUAGCUUUAAAUUUUGUUGUGAAGUAUA
This is a messenger RNA of Trichechus manatus latirostris (Florida manatee), 4336 nucleotides long. It is a transcript of the gene POLR2M, whose product is annotated as RNA polymerase II subunit M. Gene Ontology annotation, molecular function: transcription elongation factor activity. The record is from RefSeq and is a predicted model, not a curated record. The transcript has 4 exons. Gene Ontology annotation, biological process: transcription elongation by RNA polymerase II; maintenance of ER location; intracellular signal transduction. The coding region runs from base 140 to 1219 and encodes 359 amino acids. Gene Ontology annotation, cellular component: I band; nucleus; nuclear envelope. NCBI's taxonomy places the organism in Eukaryota, Metazoa, Chordata, Mammalia, Sirenia, Trichechidae.